Molecule: messenger RNA, 888 nt
Organism: Rangifer tarandus platyrhynchus (Svalbard reindeer)
Lineage: Eukaryota; Metazoa; Chordata; Mammalia; Artiodactyla; Cervidae
Source: the annotation of a GenBank genome assembly
AUGAGAGAGAAUGUGGGCAGCCACCAGCUUUCGGCAGCAAGAAAACAAUCCUAUCACAGCAAGGAACUGAAGUCCAAGAGUCUCUUCGGCCUGGACCCUCUCUCUCAGAUACAUCAGGGCCCCUUUGAGGACAAAGGUUCUACAGCCCUGCACGUGCAGCUGAGCGGAGGAUUCAAGCCUCCAAAACAGUCCCCAAAACAUUUUCUAGACUUCUCCUCAUUCAACAGGGCUGUCCUGUAUAAGGAUAUUGUUGGAAUGAGCCUGUGUGACUUCCACGGUUGGAACAGGAAGGACAUUGCCCUCUUGGAUCACACACUCUACAAGAAAGCAGCCCCCUGUCAUGAGGACCCUCAAGCAACUCUACGAAGAGAUCAACAUCAUGCAGAAAGGAGACCUCUCCCCAACAGCCACUGUGCUGGCCAUCUGGCCUGUGCAUUAAGCAGCGUCCCUAGGCUCUACCGUGGAGAUGAGAGCAACAUCACCCCAGCUGUGACAACCACAAAUGUUCCAGGCGUUGCCAGACACCCCUGGGAGGGAACAAAGUCGCCCCGGCGGGCUACCACUGGGUUAGAUCGGAGUCAGAGGCAAGGCAGCGGCCCUUACAGCCAAAAUGACAAACUUCAAAAGCGAAGGCCCCUGCCAGGGCAGCCCAUCAUCAUUGCUCCGGAGGAGCCACCACUGGACGCCGGAGAGGGCUUUGUGUGUACCAGGUGGCUGGGCCAGAGUCCCAGGUAUCCAGCCAAACUCGAGCCCCUGGGUCAGCGUGAGCAUCGCGCAGAUGUCGUCAAAACCCCAAACAGCUGCCUUGCGGUAAAGGAGUUUGUCCUGGAUGAACUGUGUCGGGGAGGGAAAGGGGGGAUGACCAAACCAGUGGGAAGGAAGGCCUGA